AAGCUCGCUGCCGCUUCAAAAUGGCGUGCCUUUAGCCAAAGCUACCGCGCUGUGAUUGGCUCGCAUCGUCGACCAACCCAUUUUGCUGUGCAAAAUGGGCAAACGUCGCCGCCGUGGACCGGUGACGCCGGUGCGGCCGACGCCAGCUCCGGCGCGUCACAGCAGCGCGUCGUGCGUGCAUCAAGUGCUCUUUGAGGCGACGUUCCUGCACCUGAUUGUGCAGUUCCAAGGCGGCGUCUUUUUGCCGCUGGUGCCCCGCUAUCGGGCCUGGUCGCGCGCCUUUCUUGAGCCAAACGGCAUUGACGACCGCGCGCAGCGAUCGUUGCGGCUGCGAUCGCGCGGCGACGCUCGCUACGUGUUGCACGCGGCGGUUGUCGAAAACGAGCUCGCGCUCGUCGGGCUUCUCCACCGGUGCCGGCCAACGCUCUUUACGCACGAUGCGGCCGACUUGGCCGCGGCGCACGGCCACUUGCGCGUCUUGCAGCUUCUGUUCGAGCUCCAUAUCGUCGGCUCGUUCGAUGCGCUGGACCUCGCCGCCUCGAACGGGUGCUUUGCCAUUGUGAAAUGGCUCGUACAAGCCAAAGCAGCGGCAACGUCGGCCGCCAUCGAUGGCGCCGCAACCCACGGGCACUUGGAUAUCGUCAAGUACCUUGAUCGGCACGGAGGCUUUGCGGCUACGACGGCCGCGAUGGACGGUGCAGUCGCCAACCACCACGGAUCGGUUGCGAAGUACCUCCACGACCGGCGCAGCGAAGGCUGUACAACAGCGGCCAUGGACGCAGCAGCCCUCCACGGGGAUCUGGCCAUGGUGGCAUUUCUGCACGAACACCGAAGCGAAGGCUGUACGACACAGGCGAUGGACCAAGCAGCCGGACACGGCUUCCUUCCCGUCGUAGCCUACUUGCACGAACACCGACUCGAAGGGUGCACGGCGAGCGCAAUGGACGAAGCUGCCGCCGCCGGCCACUUGGCCGUUGUCCAGUACCUGCAUACGCACCGCGAGGAAGGGUGUACGAGUCAUGGGCUGGACUAUGCCGCCAAGAACGGUCACCUCAAGGUCGUACAGUACCUGCAUUCACACGCGCUUGCUACGUGCUCGCCGCUCGCCAUCGAGUUUGUUGCUGCGGCUGGCGGCCUUGAGAUGCUAACGUAUUUGCACAAGAGCUGCAAGGCUUCGGCCUCACCUGUCGCCCUCGAGCUCGCCGCGCGGCACGGGCACGUCAACCUCGUCAAGUAUCUGCACGAGCAAGGACUGGUCGCGGGAACGCCGCGGGCGAUGGAGCUCGCGAUUCAGUUUGGUCAUCUUGGCGUCGUCAAGUACCUGCACCAGCAGCGCCUGGUCAAGAUGUCGAAAGCGUUGAUGCAAGUCGCGCUCGCGUAUCAACAACAAAAGAUCCUCCAGUACCUCCGCCGCAAGUACUAGUAGAUCGACACGUUUUGUGCUUCAACCAACAAGUAUAUACUAGUCGAACUGCGAGUAGUCAACGAGCAAUAAGUUCUUGGCCAUAAUUGCUCUCGAGGCUGUGCUUCUAGCGCACAGUCCAAUUUUGC
Molecule: messenger RNA, 1551 nt
Organism: Saprolegnia diclina VS20
Lineage: Eukaryota; Oomycota; Saprolegniomycetes; Saprolegniales; Saprolegniaceae
Exons: 5
Coding region: 95-1423 (442 amino acids)
Molecular function (GO): protein binding
Source: RefSeq, a predicted model, not a curated record